Molecule: messenger RNA, 3214 nt
Organism: Cephus cinctus (wheat stem sawfly)
Lineage: Eukaryota; Metazoa; Arthropoda; Insecta; Hymenoptera; Cephidae
Gene: l(2)41Ab
Product: coiled-coil domain-containing protein 40
Exons: 8
Coding region: 375-3110 (911 amino acids)
Biological process (GO): axoneme assembly
Cellular component (GO): cytoplasm
Source: RefSeq, a predicted model, not a curated record
ACAGCAUGCAAUGUUUUUUGAUAUUUAAACUGCAAGUAUUCAACUGCCAUAAGGAGAAUUUACUAGAGCAACAAUAGAACCAUUGGAUUAAUUCAUUAAUUGAAUAUAGCAAUGUAACAUAGGUAUACCUAUUUAUAAAUAAGUAUACAUAAAGCAAAUCUAUAAUCUGUUAGAAAUCUAAGGAAGGAUUAUGUCACCAUAGCAACGGUUAUAAUGUGUAUCGAUCAAACUUUACUUUCAAAUUCUAUUUUAUGUCACUGAGCCUUGUUUGUCAGACCACAAGCAUAUGGAGAACAAAUAUGAUUAUUAAAAAUUUUAAUAAUAUUAUCAGGGUGGUAUAAGUGUGCAUCAUUGAAUUCUUAUCAACUAGCAUCAUGUGCGACAAAGGAGAAAGAAAUCCUCAAUCUACAAGUUCGGUGCAAUCGUCAUACCGGCCAAGAUUUUCAAAGGAUUCACCUGAGCACACAGAUAAAAUGGAAGACAAGGAUAAUUCAAAAGAAAAUAAACCAUUGUCGCAAAAUAUACCAGUGAUCCUUGAUCCGGAUGAUCCAUUGAUGAAAAGAUUUCAAGAUGCGCUCAAGGCACACCUCACGCGUGUCAAUGACAAACUUAAUCAAGAGAUACUCGAACUCGAAGCCACUUUCAAGUUAGAGGAAAAAAAUCGUGAGACCAAGGGACUGACACUGUACAAUGCACAGCAAGAAAUUGCGAGUCAGGAAGCAGCAAUUGAGAAGUAUGAAAAGACUCUGUUUGAAAUAAUAAAACUGCGCGAGGAGAGGGAAGAAGAAUUAAAGAAGGCAAAGGAGUCGCACAAGGAAACGAGUGAGAAAUUGCGAGAGGAAAAGACAAGCGAGGAAAAAUUACUUGGCGAAAUUGAGAGUCUCGCGUCGCUCGAAAAGCAAUUUGCUGAGUGGGAACAGGAAUUGGCUAACAAUUUGAUAAUCUGUCAGAGAAUGUCAGAGAAGGAUGCGAUUAUACAACGUGAACUUAUUCACGAAAAGCAGCGAGAGGAUUAUAUACUGUUCAAAUUGAUGCAAGAAGUCUGGAAGGUCGAGAACGAGAUUAAAAGUCUUGACGAGCAAUUGCAAUUGAAGGAGAAAGAGAAGAUGGCAGCCAAACAAGUUAUUUCGGAUGCCAAUGCUGAUCUGGAGGCUGUGCAAAGAGAACACAAGAAUUUGUUUGCAACUUGGAACAGUGUGAUAAUUAGUAUUGGUCAAAGGGAUCGAGUUAAUCAAGAGUUAAAUGAAGAGAGACGAAAGAUACGAGAAUCCUUCUAUACUCUACAAGCACAGAUAGAAAAACUCAAGAAAGACACUGGCAAGGAAAUGGAAAACAAUGAAAGGCUCACGUUGUUACAGUCACGAGUCGAAGAAGACGUACAACAUCUGGUCAAGACAAUUUCUAUAGAAAAGGAUAAGCUCAAUAAUUUAGAGUCACAACUCAUAAGAACGACCAGACUUGUGGAGCAAUCACAGGCAGAGCUUGCUGCUGGGGAAGUGAAAUAUCAGCAAUACGUGAAUGAGGAGAAGCUUAUUGACAAGGACCUGGAUAAAUUAGCUAGUCAAAAGGUCAUGAUCGAGGAUGAAAUUAUUGCAAAACUCGAGGAAAAGAUUAUUAAUAACAAAGCGGCGCGACAUUUGAAUAAAUUGUUGCGCGACGCCAAGGAAGGAAUAAGAGAACAGGAAUUGCUGGUAGUGCAAGCGGAAAAUGCUUAUGCUAAAACCACGUUAGAAACGGAGAGGCUCAAUACGAUAAUUGCAAACACAAAAAUUGACCUGGACGAAAUUGCUAAGGACACCCUUGCUAGUGAAAAGGAGAUUGAUAAGAUGACAGCAGAGAUAAGGAAAUGUGAAGUCAUAAUUACCAAAAAACAAAGGACGAUUGCUUUAUUGAACAAGAAAAUAGAAGAGGCUCUAGCAACAACUGGCGGAGAAGAGAUCAGUCCGCUGGAUGUAAAAAUAAUGACAUUGGAAAAAAACAUAGAUGAGAUUGAACAAAAAAAUCAGAAAUCUCAAAAUUACUGGCUCAGGCAGGAAGGUUACAUUGUCACGCUCAGCCAGCAGAGGAAUAUGCAAUUGCAAGAGAUUAAUUUAUUGAAUAAACAAAUAACAAUUAUGGAGCAAAAGAACUUAAAACUUGAGCACGAAUUAGAGAAGGAAAAAAAAGAAGAAGCGAACAUGAAUAGAACAAUAAAUUUGUUUCAGCAAAAAUUAUUGCAAAUUAACAAUAGGUUGGCUUCGCAGAAAGAAUUAAAAAAUGAAUUGGAGGAUAAGAAUUGCUUGAUCAAAAAUGAAUACAUGAAGUCCCUUCAGGAUGCCGAGAUGGAUAUUAUCAGAUUACAAAAUCAACUUAAAGAUUUGGAGAAUGAGAAGAUCAUGUUAAAAGACCAAUUGAAUGCGUUGCAACGUGAGAGCCUUUCUUGGGAGAAAAAGGUAAACCUGGCAUGUGAGACCAUUAAACGUUUGAAAAACGAACGAGCAGCCGGCGGAGAUGUAGCAGUGAUGAAGAGUGAAAUUCACAAAAUGGAAAUACGACUAUUGCAUUUGAAAAAAGUCCAAGAGAAAUUGGUCCAAGAUAUGGAAUUCUGUGUAGCUAGAAGAGACGUAAUAGUUGACGGGGUGAUGGCUAAACAAAAAAGAAAUCCUAAGAGUCAACAAUACCAAAAAAUAAUCUUCAGAAAACGACUGGAUGAUCAAAGCUUAAAGAUCAAGAAACUUACAAAGGAAUUGAAACAAAUAGAGAAUAAAGUAUCGGUAGUGGAGAAACAACAAAAAGAAAUGCUGGAGAAAUUAAACGAGGGUCAAAAUACAUUACGAGAAAUAGAAGAUGUCAUUCCUGAUAUAGAUAAGCAAAUCAUGGAAGCUGAACUGAUAAAGCAUCAGAAUCUAGAAUCUCUCAUACGGAAACAGCAUAAAAUUAAAAUGCUUGAAAGUGUAAGAGAUGGUCGUUAUAAAAUCCUUUUUAAGUCAGAAUCUGCAUUAAACGAAGAGCUGCAGAAACAACGGAUCAUGAAUUUUGAAUUGAAGGCAAUUAUGGAACAAACAAAACAAGAUUUUCCUUUGCUAAAAGACAGUAUUGAUACAAUUCUUUUAACAUUGGAGAUGCCCUGAAUUCGGUGAUGAAAACCAACCCUUUGGGCAUCUUUUUUCUCCUUUUAAGUUUAAACUAUAAUGCAUUUAGUUUAGAUGCAACAGUUGCAUCUUUGAAAAAAUGC